UUUUUUUAACUAUUCAAGGAUUAGAAGUUGUGUUUACCUGGCGUCGUUAUCUCUUCUCUUUUCUUUCUUGUUGCUCAUUCUUGCUUCGUCCAGAGUGAAUUUGUCAGAGCGAUACUUGAACUAAUGAAGAUAUGCUUUCCCUGAAGGGGAGGGUUUAAGACUUUCAGUAAGUCCUGCCUACUGACUAUAAAUGAACAGCAAAACCUGCAUCACAGUUAGCCAGCAGGAACUGUCCCUACGAUGGGAGACUCUUUCAUCAUAGCUAUCGACUUUGGGACUGCAUACAGUGGAUAUGCCUUCAAUAUAACACCCAGAAAUCAAAAAACUGAGCCCUGUGUCAGGUAUUGGGGUGAGAAGAGUGCAAGAGAAACUCCAAAGACUCCUACCUGCAUCCUUUUUGAUAAAUAUAAACAGUUUAUCAGCUUUGGAUAUGAAGCGAAAGAAGCGUAUGUGUCAAGAAUGGGAACAGAAGCAAAAGAUAAGUUAUUCUUCGAAAGCUUCAAGAUGUCCCUCUAUAAACGAAAACUCAGCCUGGAUAUGAAAAUUAAAGCUGCAAAUGGGAAAGAAAUGAAAGCUCUGCAGGUUUUUACAGAAGCUCUAAAAUUUCUGAAGGAAGAUGCUCUGACAACUAUUGCACAACACACUGCAGGGAGACAGUUCACAGCCGCUGACUUCACCUGGGUGCUGACUGUUCCUGCAAUCUGGGAGGAAUCAGCCAAACAGUUCAUGAGGGAAGCUGCAACUCAGGCAGGUAUUGUGACCAAAGGAAAAGAAGAUAAAUUGGUCAUUGCACUGGAACCAGAAGCGGCUUCAGUCUAUUGUAAGAAACUUCCAUCAGAUGGUUUCAUUGCAGAAAACCUAGGGGAUGGAAAACUUGACCAGUCACCAGGAACUCAGUAUAUUGUUGUUGAUUGUGGAGGUGGAACCAUUGACAUCACUUUUCAUGAAGUCCUGGAAGAAGGAAAUUUGAAAGAGCUGCACAAAGCCUCUGGAAAUGAUCUGGGAGGACAAACUGUGGACAGAAAAUUUAAACAGUUCCUCCGAGAAAUAUUCACUGGAGUCUGGGAUGAUUAUGAAAAGAAAUUCCCCAAUGAAGUUCAGAAAAUUAUGUACGAUUUCACACUUUUCAAAAAACACGAAGAUGAUGUAGAAAUCCCCUGCCCAUUUAACCUGGGGAAACUGGCUGAGAAAAAGAAAAAGAUUGAGAAGUACUUUAAAAAAGUGCAUGGGGCGACCUGGGAGGAUGGAUCCAUCAAAAUCUCUAAAGAGAAACUGAAAGAAUUCUUUGAAGAGAGCCUAGAGGGUAUAACUAGAUGUCUCACAGAAAUAUUAAAAAAAGACUUCAAAAUUAAAUAUAUCCUUUUAGUUGGUGGGUACGCUGACAGUAAGAUUCUACGUAACCACAUUACUGACAAGUUUGGAGAUGACUACACUAUUCUGUGCCCAUUCAGGCCACAAGAAGUUAUCAUGAAGGGAGCUGUGGAGUUUGGAAGAAACAAGGGAGUGGUGGCAUCCAGAAAAAAUCCCUUCACUUAUGGAAUUGGGAUCUUUCAGAGGUUUGAUAAGUUCAGGCACAGGGAAGACAAAAAAUUCACCAACAAAGAUGGUGUAUGGUGUAGAGACAUAUUCAUGAAGCUGGUGGAUGUUGGUGAGGAUGUUUGUUGGAAUGAAACCAGAGAGCACACAUUGUAUCCGGUAGAAGCAGCUCAGAAAGCAAUGAGCUUUUCGUUUUAUCGCACUAAGAAAAAACAUGUAGCAUAUAUUGAUGAACCAGACACUGAGGAAAUUGGCUCAUUUGUUGUUGAGUCUCCUGACACCACACUGGGUUUGAGUCGUGAGAUCAGACUUAAAAUAAAGUUUGGCUUCACAGAAAUGACAGCAACAGGCACUGAUAGAGAGUCAGGCUCAUCACAAACGAUUAGGAUAAACUUCAUGAGGAAUUAGCAUAAAAGAUGCAUCUUUGUUGACUUUUAUCCAGUAGAAAUGAGAAGGCAGCCUACACAAAGACAGACUUGGUUUGAAAUCUUCUGAACAUGGUUAAAAACAUAAUGUUAGAGGUUGCCAGCUGUGAUACAUUAUGGAGUACCUUCAUAUGAUUUAUUUUAACAUUUCCAUAAAAUGUCAUUUUCUAAACUAAUUCCACAUAUCAUGAGGUAGAUAGUUGUUGGACAGCUAUAA
Messenger RNA from Xiphophorus hellerii (green swordtail), 2178 nucleotides. RefSeq names its product heat shock 70 kDa protein 12A-like. Gene Ontology annotation, molecular function: ATP binding; ATP-dependent protein folding chaperone. NCBI's taxonomy places the organism in Eukaryota, Metazoa, Chordata, Actinopteri, Cyprinodontiformes, Poeciliidae. The record is from RefSeq and is a predicted model, not a curated record. The coding region runs from base 241 to 1944 and encodes 567 amino acids. The transcript has 4 exons.